AUGCUUUAGAUUUAUGGAUAACCUACAAACUGAGGUUCUAGAGAUAGAAUUCCUUUCCUACUCUAAUGGGAUGAACACCAUCAGUGAGGAAGACUUUGCCCAUAUUCUUUUGAGGUAUACAAAUGUGGAAAAUACAUCAAGUUACCUGGAAAACAUGCGCUGCAGGAUUCCUGAAGAAAAGGGUAUCACAUUUGAUGAGUUUAGAUCAUUUUUCCAGUUCUUGAACAACCUAGAAGACUUUGCAAUUGCAAUGCAGAUGUAUAAUUUUGCAAGUCGUUCCAUAGGUCAAGAUGAAUUCAAACGUGCUGUGUAUGUAGCCACAGGCGUGAAGCUUUCACCACAUUUAGUGAACACAGUGUUCAAGAUUUUUGAUGUGGACAGAGAUGACCAAUUGAGUUAUAAGGAAUUUAUCGGCAUUAUGAAAGACAGACUCAAUCGAGGGUUUAGGGGCUACAAGCCUAUACAGAGGUACACUACUUUCAAAUCCUGCGUGAGGAAGGAACUCUAUAGCAGAUAAAUGACGGAGACUCCAAAGUACGGUUGGAAUGAAUAUUACUCUUGUGUGAUGACUGUAACCAGUGAACACCUCAGAGAUCUGUGGAAGCAAUUUCGGAGACGAGAUAUGCUGAGAUAAAAGAACAAAGAAGGAAUAUCUGCACUGGUUAGAACUAUUUAUUCCUAUGAAUUUUUAGUGGAGAACAAACUAACCUGGGUGAAUCAUAGAUCUUCCACCUGCAGGACUUCUUUUCCACUUAAAG
Messenger RNA from Merops nubicus (carmine bee-eater), 758 nucleotides. Its product is annotated as calcium uptake protein 3, mitochondrial-like. The transcript has 5 exons. Gene Ontology annotation, cellular component: uniplex complex. Gene Ontology annotation, biological process: mitochondrial calcium ion homeostasis; calcium import into the mitochondrion. The record is from RefSeq and is a predicted model, not a curated record. NCBI's taxonomy places the organism in Eukaryota, Metazoa, Chordata, Aves, Coraciiformes, Meropidae. Gene Ontology annotation, molecular function: calcium ion binding. The coding region runs from base 14 to 517 and encodes 167 amino acids.